CCAAGCCUCCUCCCGUUUGCCACCGCCGCCGCCGCCGGCGCGUAGCCCGCUUGCUCCUCCCAGCAGCCCGCCGUUUCCGUCGCCGGCUGCUCCCCGUCUCCACCCAGAGGAUUAAUCCUCUCCUGCCGCCUGCCGCCGGUCAGUGCUCUUCCUUUAGCCUAGCUUGCCACGGCAGAAUUCGGAGAAGAAGCCGAGCGGGACUAGAAAUUCCUUCAGCAAGUAACUAAAGCUCCGGAUCUUUGAUACCCGUGUCGCUACUGGAAUCGGAUUUGCUUCUCCUACUCGUAUUAGGAGUGUGGGCGUGUGGACACAGGAUUUGAUUCUCCUACUGGACUCGGUUUGUUAUCUAUAUAAGCACAGACAGGAGCCUCCCUUUCAUCUGAAGAAAUUUGUCCAAGCACCAGGUCUUUGCAACUUACAGUUACUGAGCAGAUUUAGCCAGGAGUCUGCCUUCCCUCAGUUAUACUGAAUAAGUUUGUCAGUUUGGCCGAAGUUCCAGAUCUUUGCAGAGAGAGGAGACCCUGCUCCCAUGGAGCUAAGUAGCGUCGCCUCGAUGAUGAGCUUAGGGAGUCUAGCUAUACAACGAACAUAUUUGUGCUCCCUAGUCUUCAGACUCUUGCCAAAGCUGCUAGGCUUCACUCCCAGUUCACUGAAGAAAUUAUGCAAAGAUGUUCAUCCACCACUGACGGAGACUAUUGUGGGCACGUUGCCUGAGCUGCCUCAGGACAUCUUGAUGGGUAUCUUUGCCACCCUUGAAAUCCCUGACUUCGUACGUGCCGGUGCUGUCUGCCGCUCUUGGCGCUCUGCAUAUACCAGCUUACGAAGCCUUGGGCAGUAUAAACUAUCGCCGUGCCUCCUCCAUACUUCUGAAUCUGCUGGUGAUAGCUCUGCUUGCCUCUACAGCCUCACUGAAAGGAGAUCGUACAAGUUAACUCUUCCGGAGCCACCUCUCCGCUCUAGGUGUUUGAUCGGGUCCUCUCAUGGCUGGCUAGUUACUGUUGAUGAGAGAUCUGAGAUGCAUCUUGUCAAUCCGAUCACAUGUGAACAGAUUGCUCUACCUUCGGUGAUCACCCUCGAGCAGGUGAAGCCCAUCUUUGAUGAGUACGGUGUUCUCCACAAGUAUGAAUUGUCUUGGCUCACUGGAACAACUACUCGCUAUGUCUCGCCGUUGAUCUUCGCUCUUGACAAGCUGCGGGAUGAACUCCACUAUAAGGCGUUUGUGUUCCCUGAUACAUCCACGGGAAGCUACAUUGUGGUGCUCAUCCAUAACCCAAUGCGCCAGCUCUCUUUUGCAAGGCUAGGGGAUGAUAAAUGGACCUGGCUGCCGCCUCAUGAUCUCUAUUGUGAUUGCAUUUACAAGGAUGGCCUGUUAUAUGCUGUGUCUAAAAGGGGAGAACUUCACACUUUCGAUAUUAGUGGCCCUGUGGUCGCAAUGAAUAUGGUCAUAAGCAUACCCAGGAAGGAUUACUGUGAGUAUUUGUACAUUGUUCAAGCUCCAUGGGGUGAUCUUCUGCUCAUUUGGAGAAUCUUUGAGGAUUUUAAUCUGGAACCUGAUCCUGGGGCAUCUGUGUUUUGGAAUACUACAAAAUUCAGAAUAUAUGAACUUGAAGCUUCCGGAAGUAAACUUAAGGAAAUCAAUUGCUUGCGUGACCAUGUUUUGUUUCUUGGGCAUAAUGAAUCACUUUGUCUCAGUGCUGAACAAUAUCCGUCUCUCAGGGCAAAUCAUGCCUACUUUACUGACGAUAAUAUGUUCUGGACAUUGGGAUUUAAGAAUAAUCACCGUGACAUGGGAAUUCUCAACUUGGAUGAUAACAGCAAGGAAGAACUCAUAUCUUCUCAGCUUUGUUCCAACUUUCCGGCUCCGAUUUGGAUUACACCUGAUCUGAGAAAUAUGAACUUGGCUUCAGGUGCUGCUUGAAAAAUGGUUUAGUGAGUCUUCAGUUGCGUGGUUUGCUAGGUUAUUGUGCUUCGUAAAGGAAGUCAUGGACAAACUAUUCAAGUGAUCACUUGGACCCUGACUCCGCCCACUCUAGCUUCGACCCAGUUGAAUAAAUAGUUUGAGUUUUUUCUUUGUUUAUCCAUGAUAUAAUCUUGUACAUCACACAGUUCAAUGUUUCAAUGGAAAACUUGAGGAAUACCCAA
Messenger RNA from Lolium perenne, 2142 nucleotides. RefSeq names its product probable F-box protein At4g22165. Gene Ontology annotation, molecular function: protein binding. The record is from RefSeq and is a predicted model, not a curated record. Lineage: Eukaryota; Viridiplantae; Streptophyta; Magnoliopsida; Poales; Poaceae.